AUGAAUUCUCAUGAAGAAAUCAGAGAAAUUGAUGAUUACAAACAAUAUGUAACUAUUUACGAAGCGAAUGAUACAUGGAAAGAUUUACUUUCUCAUGCUAUUACUUCUAAAAUCAUUCGCUUGGAUGACAUCAUGAAAAUCAUUCAUGAAAAGAUGGAGAUAACUUUCUUAAGAGGCUUCCAAGAGUUUAAGCAAACAGAAGACAAAAUCGAAAACCUCAAAGAAAGAAGUCAUCAACAAUUCCGGUGA
Messenger RNA from Trichomonas vaginalis G3, 249 nucleotides. RefSeq lists its product as uncharacterized. The record is from RefSeq and is a predicted model, not a curated record. The transcript has a single exon. Bases 1 to 249 code for a protein of 82 amino acids. Lineage: Eukaryota; Parabasalia; Trichomonadida; Trichomonadidae.